[Candida] anglica is the source of this 1275-nucleotide messenger RNA. NCBI's taxonomy places the organism in Eukaryota, Fungi, Ascomycota, Pichiomycetes, Serinales, Debaryomycetaceae. The record is from the annotation of a GenBank genome assembly.
AUGUUUUUCAAAUGGGGGUUUAGAGCCAAUCUUAAGAUUCAUCAAUCUGUAGAAGAUCUGGUGGAACUUAAGACAAAAGAUUCAAAAGAUACUGAGAAAUUCAGUGAUUUUAUUAAAGACCUUUCAAUCAUUGAUGCAAGUAAAAAAUUAUGGCUCCAUCCACUUUUAUUUAAUGGGACUCUUCAAACUAUUUAUUAUGGGAGUGUAGAUGCUUCUAGUCAAUUUAAAAUUUUCUAUGGUAGAGAAAUUUUUACAUAUAAAGAUGGAGGUAUUUGUUCAUUAGAUUAUGUUAUUCCACCUGAACCAAAGGAAAAAUUUGAUCAAUUAUACAAGGAGAAUUUACCAGAAGGAUGGCCAAGAUUAAAUGCUAGAUCAAGGUUUUUCUCUCCAGAAGAAUUAAAAGAAAGAACUUCACAUGAUCAAGAUUUAGAAUCAACUAAACCAAUUUGUGUAGUUCUUCAUGGACUUGGUGGAGGAUCCCAUGAACCACUUAUUCGUAACUUGGCAGAAAAUUUAACUACUGGUAAGAAUAAGGAUAAUUGGGAUGUAGUUGUGAUCAAUUCAAGAGGUUGUUGUCGUACUAAAUUGGUUAGUGAAGUUGUAUUUAGUGCCUUAUCAACUGAAGAUAUUCAUGAAGUUUUAAUUGAAUUGAAAAAGAGAUAUCCUACAAGACCUAUAUAUGCAGUUGGAUUUUCAUUUGGUGCUUGUAUUUUAUCCAGAUUCAUUGCAGAACAAGGGGAAUCUGGAGAAAACUUAGUAAAGGCUUCGUGUCUUAUCGGUUGUCCUUGGGAUAUGGUUGACAGUUCUGAUCAUAUCCUUAAGUCAUGGUCUGGAGCUUAUCUCUUUUCUCCUUCUGUAACAUCAUUUAUGGUAAAACUUGUAAAGAAUAACUAUAAAGAAUUGAGCACUCAUAACCCCAAACUUUAUAAUAAGGAAUCCCUUGAAAGAGCAAAGAAAUUUACUCAUCCACUUGAAAUGGCUGAUGAAUUUACUUGUCAUGAAGUUGGUUUGUCUACAGGACUUGAAUAUUACCAAAAAGGAUCUCCUCAAAAUGUUAUGCAAAAUAUCAAAACUCCUACAUUAAUUUUAAAUUCUACUGAUGAUCCAACCGUUGGAGUUAAGUUACCAAUCGAAAAAGUUAAUGGAAAUCCAUACCUUUGCAUGGUUGAAACUGAUUUAGGAGGACACUUGGGUUACGUUCAAAGAAACGGUGAGUUCUGGUGCCUGGAAUUGGUUGAAGAAUUCUUUUAUAACUUUGAAAACACAUUCGCUUAA